This is a messenger RNA of Aptenodytes forsteri (emperor penguin), 2091 nucleotides long. RefSeq names its product cyclin D2 (gene CCND2). The record is from RefSeq and is a predicted model, not a curated record. Gene Ontology annotation, molecular function: cyclin-dependent protein serine/threonine kinase regulator activity. Lineage: Eukaryota; Metazoa; Chordata; Aves; Sphenisciformes; Spheniscidae. Gene Ontology annotation, cellular component: nucleus; cyclin-dependent protein kinase holoenzyme complex; cytoplasm. The transcript is spliced from 5 exons. Gene Ontology annotation, biological process: regulation of cyclin-dependent protein serine/threonine kinase activity; mitotic cell cycle phase transition; positive regulation of G1/S transition of mitotic cell cycle. The coding region runs from base 1 to 858 and encodes 285 amino acids.
AUGGAGCUGCUGUGCUGCGAGGUGGAUCCCAUGAGGAGAGCUCUGCCUGACCCAAACUUGCUCUACGAUGACCGCGUUUUGCACAACUUACUAACCAUAGAGGAGAGGUAUCUGCCCCAAUGCUCCUACUUCAAGUGCGUCCAGAAGGACAUCCAGCCCUUCAUGAGGAGGAUGGUGGCCACUUGGAUGCUGGAGGUCUGUGAAGAGCAGAAGUGCGAAGAAGAAGUUUUCCCUCUGGCCAUGAAUUACUUGGACAGAUUCUUAGCUGUGGUGCCCACCCGAAAGUGCCAUCUGCAACUGCUGGGGGCAGUGUGCAUGUUCCUGGCCUCCAAGCUGAAAGAGACAAUCCCCCUCACAGCCGAGAAGCUGUGCAUAUACACGGACAAUUCCAUCAAACCCCAAGAGCUGCUGGAAUGGGAGCUGGUGGUGCUGGGGAAGUUGAAGUGGAACCUCGCAGCCGUCACCCCGCACGAUUUCAUUGAACACAUCCUAAGGAAGCUGCCUCUACCUAAAGACAAGUUGCUUUUGAUCCGGAAGCAUGCACAAACGUUCAUUGCCCUUUGUGCCACAGAUUUUAACUUUGCCAUGUACCCACCGUCAAUGAUAGCAACUGGAAGUGUGGGAGCAGCCAUCUGUGGCCUUCAGCUUGAUGACGGGGACAGCCUCACGGACCUCCUGGCCAAGAUCACAAACACAGAUGUGGACUGCCUUAAAGCUUGUCAAGAACAGAUCGAGGCGGUGCUAGUAAACAGCCUUAGGCAAGUCCGGCAGCAGCAACAGCAAAGCAAUCCUUCUAAGACGGUGGAUGAACUGGACCAGGCCAGCACUCCCACAGAUGUGAGAGAUAUCAACCUGUGAGGACAUCGGCACAGAAAGUCACGCUUGCUCCCCCAGCCCUUUUAUUUUUGUUAUUAUUUUUAGAGUGAAUUUUUUUUUUUAAUCUGCUCCCACAUAGAACGUAUUUAAAGCUCUUUUAGGUAAAAAAAAAAAAAUACAAAAACUGAAUAAUGAAAAAAAAAAGCAUUUGGUGCCUGUGAUGUUCUACAGAAGGGAAUCCCACAAUAUAUUUGGUAAUUGCUAUUUGAUUAUGUAUCAGUGAUAUUAAAUGCUUAUAAAAGCAUACAAAGUAGCUAGAUAAAUGUAAGCCUGCAUUUGUGGGAACAAAGUAGAGUAUACUUGUCUGUGUAUUAUGACCUAGUGCAUACACCCCUUUUUUAGAUUUAAGAAAGGAACCGUGUGUGCGAUUUUAUGGCUUGACUAGAUUGCAAAGCAAUAGAAUAAGGGGUUUAGGGCAAAGUGGGAAAAGAUCCCUGAAGCAAUUGAACCAUUUUGAAUGCAGAAGAGAUUUGCUGAUCUGUCACCUCUGUUAUUAGUCAGAAGUGUUUGUUGGAUCUCUGUAUGUUAGUUUUGUUUACUCUUGCUGUCUGUGGUAGCUGCUACCUAAGAAAGAAGAUGCUUUAUUUUGCCAGCCAGAAGAGCAGGUGGUUUUUGUUUUUGGUUUUUUGGUUUAUUUUUCUUUUUUUUUUUUUCGAAUUCCCCUCUCCCUUCUUGACUUUUUCUACUUUUCCUUCAGAAAUGGUUCAUUCUAAACACAACAGCAUCUUUGGCAUAAGGGCAAUUCUGUUUACCCAACUGUGGGCCAAGCCAAAGUUAUCAAGUGUUCACGUUAGAUGGGGGAAAUGCACCAAUUAAUUCCGACCAGUCGGCUAAUCAGACCGCCUCCGACCUUUGGAUUGCAAGAUGCGGUGGAUCAUCUGUGAAAAGCAUUAUAUUCCUUUACAGCGCUAAUGCUUCACGUCAAUGUUAACUUUUGGCAGCUCCUUAGCUUGGCUGUAAAGACAUUUAAAUGAUGCUCUGUCCAUCUUCCUUUCCAUCCUUCCUGUCCUCACUGUGUUAAAGAAGAUGAGCUUUGGUUUGAUUCCUCUUCUACCUACCCAUCUUCCCCCACCACCCCCGCACACUUGUUCAGCAUGUCAUUAACUUUCUUGAUCCACAGUGAGCGUUUUUGUAAACCAUUUCAUUCGAAAAGCACUUUGAAAAUUGUUCCUAAGGGAUUAAAUGAGAUGGUUUAUGACGAUUUUGCCAAGCAAA